GAAAGUGACAAGUUUUCUGUUCGGUUCGACUGUACUACAUUAGUUUGUAUUGGUGUAACAUUGACAAGACGCCGUCGUCCCGCCGGGCUCACGAGCAAGUGGUUGUUGGAAAAGUCGGUUGCAUACUCGAAGAAUUCUCUAUGGAGUUGGUUCAGGUCUCAAGUUCUUGGAGAAUGAUGUGCGGUCCCAUCUAGUCAAUCAGGGAUUCAAAGGACUGGUUCAUUGAUAACAGACUCAUUUGAAAGAAAGAAAACGAAACAAAGAUGGCCCCGGCACAUGGAUACACCUUGGGCCUCUUAGUGUCCUUGUUAGUUGCGACACUUUCAACAGCAAGGGAGUCUUCCAACGAUGGUGCUUUCAAAAUUGACAUGCUGCAAGUCUUCAGAAGUGGGGAAACAAUUAAAGGAGUUUCAGAUGCGCUAGGUUCGCACGUCGGAACACUCUCAUACAGAGUACGUCCUUCACUUCCCAUACUCACACUGCCUGCCAGUGCUGUGCAAGAACUUCGCAGUCAUGACAGUAAUGCUUUAAGUCUAAUCAUCACAGCCAAGCAAGUCUACGAGAGUGCGGGGACGCUCCUAACAAUAACGACCGCGGACAACAGUCCAUGGCUCAUGCUCAGUACCAACCUGAGAACUGGCCUCAUGCGAUUGAAAUACCGCAACGUUAACGAGAACGCCCUGAGAGAAGUGUUAACCUCGUCCCCGUUCGUUGAGACGGACUUGCAGGAAUGGGCACAGGUCGGGAUCGUACUGUCGGGUACGAGUAUGAAAAUUUACGAAGGGUGUACAGGAGUGAAGGAGGUGCUGUUGGAAGAGGGCGCUAUAAAUCUGAGGCUGCCUGAGGAAUCAGUCGUCUACGUUGUGCAGGGGUUGAAAGGCAAGAAUAAAUUCAGUGGUUGGAUAGAAGAAUUCUGGCUGUAUCCGUCAGAAUUAACUACGAUGCCAUGGACUUGUCCUGAUAUUGAAGAAGCACCAAGUAAUGAUUCCACUAUCGCACCUCAUGACACACAGAGUGACGCACAGGGUGAUGCACAGGGUGAUGCACAGGGUGGCGCACCCAGUGACACCAGUCAUAAUACACCCAGCACAUCUCACACUAACCCCACCGUUCACUCUGCUAAUGCAACCACCAGUACUGCCUCAGAUUCCUCACAAGGAACGGCCGCAGACGUACUCAGCGAUGAGGCACCAAUGGAAUCGCCAUCAUUGUCUGCACUUAAAGACGCACCAGUCUUUGAAUCCAAAGCAGCGUUUGACCAACUAGUCCGUGAAGGCCUGCCCAAUGCAAAGGCUGCACAAACUGCUACAGAGCCAGGGAUACUAGAGCAGGACCUUGGCUUGUCACUUCUGACGCUGCAGGAAGAACGCAUCCUGGAACUGGAGACCAUCGUACAAGACAUGAGGACCAUGAUGAACAUGCUCAAAUCACAGGUUGCCUCAAUGGAAGUUCGUCUAGUGCAGCGAGAGGCUUGUGAAUGUCGGGUGAUGUCCUGCAUGUAUGAUGGCCAGGAGUAUCAGGAAGGCCAAGCCUGGCAACCAGACCCUUGCACUGUCUGCUAUUGUCAGCAAGGACAAGCACUCUGCUCAUUUCAAAACGACCGGCCGGAGUGCCUGAACCCUUGCCUGUCCAACCCCUGCAUGAACAGUGGAACGUGCCAGAGUCUCCCCGGCAACGGCAACUACUCAUGUCUUUGUCCACCGGGUUGUGGGGGUGAUCACUGCCAAAACAUGAAGAAUGUCUGCGCUGCCCCUCCAAAGACCAAUGGGUGUGAACAGCGAGGGGUCAUGUACUACUUUGACAUGUUCACUCAGAGAUGUGAAGUUAAUUAUGCUGGUUGCCUGGUUGACGGCAACAGCUUUGCAACUCAGCAGGCAUGUCAGGAUCAGUGCAUGGUGGGAGCGUGUUGCUAUCGGACUUACAUGCGUGGAUCGGCAGGCCAAGAAUACCUGGAUUUCACUCAACUCCUCCCUGGCCACAACUGCCAGACCCUGGCUCUGGACCAGUGCCGUCAGCUUAACAUCUUCACCCCCUCAGCCAAUCAACGGCAUGAGGUCAUAGGAUUCCACCCAGGCAGGUCAUGUGAUGAGAUGUCAUGUGACCUACCCGAUGGCUGUGUCUUUAUGGAUACUAUCCAUGCAGUUGGGGACAGCUUUCGCACCCAUUGUCAGGAGUGUAGGUGCAUGCCUGAAGGAAGGCUGAAUUGCAGGUGUCUUGAGAUGACAGUUCGUAAAGAGAUACGUGACAUGACGAGAGAUGAGUUAGAUCGUUUCCAGGCCGCUGUGCAGCAGCUACGCUCCUCUGAUCAGGGCAGUCCCUGGGAACAUGCUAGAGAUACUUACAUGCAACACAUCAUGGAGGCUAAUAACAUCCCAGCAUACUUGCUGUGGCAUCGGCUCUUCUUACGCCAGAUGGAGAGACGCUUGCAGGAGAUUGAUUGCUCCAUUGCUCUGCCGUAUUACGAUUUCACCACAGACGUCGGUGACUUCUCUAAAGCCAUUAUCUGGCAGCCCAACUAUUUUGGAGGUGAUGGCCGUGGGUCAUGUGUUGAAGACCACCCGUUCCGGGGUGGCUCACCCUGGGAACCGUGCCUGAUCCGCAAAUUCAUCUAUUCGAUGCGGUUGCCGUCCAAGAUCGAUGUUGCCACGGCGAUGGCAGCAACCGAUUUUGACACCUUCAGCAUGUGCAUGCAGACCAUCAUGGGUCACGUUUUCAACUACAUCGGGGGUCACGCCGCCAGCUCAGGCGCACCCUAUGACCCUGUGUUCUACGCUCUCCAGACUUACGUCGACAUGAUCUUCUGGCGAUGGCAACGCAAGGUCGGCAAUGAUGGCAACUUCCCGGCAGCCAUGUUGGACAUUCCGCUGGUACCCUUCAACAGUAGGCCGCGUGAUUUGCUGCGUUUAGAAUCGCAGCUGUGCGUGACGUAUGUGUUACCAACGGAAGGCAAUCCUUGCAACCGUACUGCCUCAGUAUUUGGCCGAGAUGGAUACGAUAACGAAGGCUAUGACAGAAAUGGAUUCAACAGACAAGGCUAUGACAGAGCGGGAUACACUAUGGAAGGAUACAACAUAUAUGGCGAGUAUGACGAGCGAGAUUUGUACACUUAUGGUCCAGAGGGACGCUAUGAUUAUGAAGGCUAUGAUAGAAGUGGCCAUGACCAAUUUGGAUUCAACAAAUACGGCUUUGAUCGAGAUGGUUUUAAUAGAGAUGGCUUCAGCAUUUUUGGUUAUAACAUCUACGGCUACGAUCGUUACGGCUACAAUGAGGAAGGUUACAAUGCCCAGGGCUAUGACCGCAGUGGCUACAGUACAUCCGGCCUGCCAGACACAACAGGACGCUACAAUGCCAAUGGCUAUGACUUGUACUGUCUGAACCGAUACGGCUUGAAUGCCCAGGGCUAUGAUGCCUAUGGCUUCAAUCUCCAGGGAGUGGAUAGCUUCAACUGUAACUUCUUCUACGAUGGACCGUUUAGUCUGGGCAUCUCGAUACGACUAGACCAGCUCCUCUUUCAGCAGACCAAGCAGUUUCUGAUGGGCGUGGUCCACACCUGCCCCCGGCCAGGCCAGCUGCCACUGGUGUGGUUUGAGCAGACGUGGAGUCUUCAACAGAAACCGCUGUCUGGGGGAAGAACACAGCUGACUAAUUUCCCAUCCUCACUCACAUCAAACAGGUUUUGCUUCGAUGUGGAGUCCUUCUUAGACAGUUGUAUUUGUGACGAUUCCAACACUGUCUGUCCCAUCAAUCCCUGUGACACUCCCUGCAAUUCCCAUCCCAACGCGGUCUGCUCCUACAGUUUCUGUGGCAGGUGCUCCUCCACCUGGUAUGAGAACGGCCAAGAAGUCAACUGUGGCCAGAGCCUCGGGGAUGAUUGUUUGAAUGGAACCACAACCCAUGCAGAUGGCUCUACCUGGCAACCUGACCCAUGUACAACUUGUAUGUGUAAUAGAGGUUCAGUGAAUUGCCGAUUGGAUGAGUGUCCUGUCUUAAGAUGUCAGUACCCUGGCAGUGUACUAGGCCAGUGCUGUCCACGCUGUGAUGAUUGCCUAAUAAGGGGCGUGUUCAUUCGUAAUGGUGGGAGGGUCUUUGAUUCUAAUCCAUGCUUGAUCUGCACAUGUCGGGAUGGUAACCGAGAUUGUCAACCGGUACCCUGCUCUGCCCCGCGCUGUACACACCCUAUACAGCUAGAUGGAGAAUGCUGCCCCACGUGUGAAGGCUGUUCUUAUGAAGGGGACCAGUUAUACAAUGGCCAAUCGUUUCAUCAGGACAUGUGUACAAUCUGCACCUGCCUUCUGGGUAGCGUCGUCUGCUCUGCCGUCGAGUGUCCUGAGCUGACUUGUCAGAAUCAGGCCACUCCUGAAGAUGAAUGCUGCCCUCGCUGCACUGGGGAGGGCGGAUGCGUCUACGAGGAUAUGGCGUUUAAUAGUGGUGAUUUCUUUACUCCAAUGGCUAACCCAUGCCUUAGAUGCUCCUGUUUGGACAGCAAAGUGCGUUGUAAUCCCAUUGCAUGUACCCAGCCUCCGUGUGAUAACCCAAUCCUACUGCUUGGAGCCUGCUGCCCGGAAUGUACCGACAAAUGCAUCUACAAUGCUCGCCAGUAUAACAACCUGGAGCGUUGGAUCUCAGAUGACCAGUGUCAGCAGUGUACAUGCCAGGAGCGUGUAGUCAGCUGUCGGGACUUGCAACCGUGCAUCGCUAACUGUCAGCAUGGCUAUACACCCACAGGACAGUGCUGCCCUCAGUGUACAGAUUGCUUUUAUGAUGAGCGGCGUCGACCCAAUGGUGAGAUCUUUACCAGUGAAGAUCAGUGCAGUCGCUGCCUCUGCUCGUUUGGAACAGUCACGUGCGAGAAAUUGCCCUGCGAGCCGUUGCCAUGCCAACUCAGUGAGGUCAUCCCUGGGGAGUGCUGUCCCGUUUGCAGAGGUUGUAUUGAUGAUCUAGGGGAGCGACAUGAUCACCAGUCACUGUGGACGCCGGUCCUUAACGUCUGCCAGGAAUGCUUGUGUCUAGAGGGCCAGAUUACAUGUGAAACCAUCCAGUGUCAGACGCAGUGUUCUCAUGCUAUUAUCAGACCGGAGUACUGCUGUCCUAUUUGUAACGGUUGCUUCUAUGAAGGCCAGGAAUACAGUAACGGUGACCUGAUUGCAACCUCUGACCCCUGUCGUCAGUGUGCCUGUGACAUGGGGUCAGUCUCUUGUAGCUACACUGCCUGUGAUCCAGUCAGCUGCCCGCGUCCCUUCACUCCUCCUGGCCAAUGCUGUGCUGUCUGUCAGGAUUGUGAGUUUGAGGGUCAGAUGUAUGAGAAUGGCCAGGAGUUCUUUUCCACCGUGGAUCCUUGCCAACGCUGUAAUUGUCAGAGAGGAGAGGUGGUAUGUCAGAGUAUAGCAUCCACAUGCAGUACUCCAUGUAGCCACCCAAGCAGGGUAGCUGAUCAGUGCUGCCCUGUCUGUGAUGACUGUGAGUAUGAUAGGAGAGUCAUACCCAACGGUAGACGGUUCAGACAUCCACAGGAUCAAUGCCAAGUCUGUACCUGCACGGAUGGUUCGGUGUAUUGCGAGCCGGAGCCUUGUAACCCAGUGUCAUGUCGCAAUCCCGUCCUGCCCCCCGGCCAAUGUUGCUUCCAGUGUGAGACCUGCACAGCGAGAGACGGCCGGGAGUACGAGGACGGAGCACAAUGGACUAGCUCUGAAGACAGGUGCUAUACAUGCACGUGCAGGGACAGGCAAAUCAGCUGUGAACGCUCGGCUUGCCCAGAGCUUGAAUGCAGUAACCCAGGCCGAGCACAGGAUGCAUGCUGCCCUGAAUGUCAGGACUGUGAGUAUGACAGACGCUACUUCCGCAAUGGCCAGGAGUUUCUCAACCCACUCAAUCAGUGUGAACAGUGUCAGUGUCUGAAUGGCAACAUCAACUGUGAGCCUAUUGAGUGUCCUGCAAUACCCUGCCCCAAUCCUGUCACUCUGUCUGGGGAAUGCUGUCCACAGUGUCUAGAUUGUGAACACCAGGGCAAUACAUACCGCGAUGGUGAAUCUUUCAAAGAUCCAAGCAAUGAAUGCAUUGACUGUCUAUGUCAGCAGGGCCGUGUACAAUGUGACUAUACCUACUGCCCACCAGUCAGUUGUGACUAUCCAAUCAGGAGGGAUUGUUGUCAAUCAUGUGAUGGAUGCCUGUAUGGCUCAGUGGAGUUACAGAGUGGUGAACCUUUCAAGGAUCCCAACAACCCAUGCAUUGAGUGUACAUGCCUGGCUGGCAAUGUUCAGUGUAAUAUGAGAGAGUGCCCCCCACUCCCUGAGAAUUGUGAACAAUUCUACACACCAGAUGGUGAAUGCUGUCCAAUAUGUACUGCCAUCAAAGAGAAGUCCUGCAUCUACGGUGACGUUGAGUAUCAGAGCGGGGAGACCUUCCUCAAUCCCAUCAACCCUUGCGAGGAGUGCCUGUGUAAAGACAAGAAAGUCAGCUGCCAACGCCGUGAGUGCCCCGCCCAGGGUUCAUGCCAACACCCAUAUGAGGGAGACUGCUGUCCUGUAUGUGAUGACUGCACGUAUUUGGGUUUGCAUUACUCCAACGGUGCAACGUUUGCUGAUCCAGACCAGGAAUGUGGUCAGUGUCACUGUGAGGAUGGCAAUGUGCGCUGCGGACCGCUGCCAUGCACUCCAGUAUUCUGUGUGAAGAAGUACAUACCAGAAGGGGAAUGUUGUGAAGUCUGCCCAGAGGCAGACUGUGAGAUUGAUGGCCGGACCUACCUCCACGGCCAGUCAUUCCAAAAUCCCAGGGAUCCCUGCCAGCAAUGUGAAUGCAACAAUGGGGUUCCCAGAUGUGCGCCCAUACCAUGUGACCCGAUAGAAUGCCCUCAUCCAAUCAGAGAGCAGUGCUGCCAAACCUGCAACGGAUGUACUUAUAAUGGGUUGGACUACAGAAACGGUGAAACAUUUGAUGAUCCUGAAGUCACCUGUCAGCAAUGCCGAUGUCAGUUUGGUUAUGUUGAGUGUACAGCCCAACCCUGCCAGCAGCCUCUGUGUAAGUUCCCAGUCAAGCCGUCCGGUGAGUGCUGUCCUGUCUGUGAUGAUUGCUCCUAUCUGGGGAGAUUCUACAGGAAUCGAGAGACUUUCUCUGAUCCUGAUGAUCCAUGCCGUGAAUGUACAUGUGUGGACGGCGAUAUAACCUGCGACCCAGUUCAGUGUCGGGAUGUGUCUUGCCCUAACCCAAGACAGGAUGAAUGUGGCUGCCCAGCUUGUGAUGGCUGCAUUGUUGAUGGUGCAGAGUACAUGGAUGGCUCACAGUUUCCGGACAGUAACGAUCCAUGCCGAGGAUGCACGUGUAGGCGUGGUCACGUUGAGUGCCAGCGACAUGAAUGUCCGCCACCUCGCUGCUUGAACCCAAUCACUCUAUCCGACUACUGUUGCCCUGUGUGUGAUGGCUGUUUCUAUGACAACAAUCCCUAUGACAACGGCCAGUCCUUCCCAGACACUGUGGACACAUGCCGCGUCUGCACUUGUUUGAAUGGUAAUGUCAACUGUGCCCCGUCGCCAUGCCAACCCGUAUCUUGCACUCAUGGCAUGCCAGAUGAGUGCCUAUGUCCGUCAUGUGAUGGAUGUAUGUAUGAGGAUGUCAUGGUCAGGAAUGGAGAGAGUUUCAUGGAUCCAACCAACAUGUGCAGAGAUUGCUACUGUCUGGACGGCUCUGUGGUGUGUACAUUGCGAACCUGUCCAGCUAUCCAGUGUACAAACCCUGUGCGGAACCCAGGUGACUGUUGUGACGCUUGCCCGCAACAAGAAUGCAAGCGGCCAGAAGACCUGGAUCCUUGCCAAGAUUGUGAGUGCGUGGAGGGUGAAUGGGAAUGCACCAAUCGGAUUUGCCCUAACGUAACAUGCCCACAUGCCGGGCAGGGACAAUGCUGCCCAGAAUGCAAUGGAUGUACUUUUGGCGGCAAACCCUGGGGUAAUGGAGACAAUUUCCCUGAUCCAGUGGACAGCUGCAGGACCUGUCAAUGCAGUAAUGGGUUCGUGACAUGUGAAGAUCCUGUGUGUCCACCCAUUGACUGCACCAAUGCCAUCAUACCAGCUGGAAAAUGCUGUCCAGUCUGUACAGGACAAUGCACAGUGAAUGGUGUCACAUAUGAUAAUGGGCAAACCUACACACCACUAGCUGAUCCCUGCCAGAGAUGCACAUGUAGGAAUACUCAAGUCUUCUGUGCAGCGAUAGAAUGCUCCAGACUCUGUGCUCAUCCAUUACCGAGGGAAGGGCAAUGCUGCCCAAUAUGUGAUGGUUGUCUCUUUGAAGGUGUAGAGUACACCAAUAAUGCCGUCUUUGUUCAUCCUAACCACCUCUGUCAGAGCUGUACUUGUCAGAAUGGCAAUGUUGAGUGUUCUGACAUACAGUGUCGACCUACAAACUGUCCAGUCCCAAUAACUCCACCUGGUCAAUGCUGUGCCCAAUGUCAAGAGUGUGAAUAUGAAGGGCGUAUUUAUGUGGAUGGUGACACGUGGUUCUCAUCAACAGAUCGCUGUCGGCAGUGUGAAUGCAGGGGCAACCGUGUGGAGUGUGGUCCCAUGCCUUGCCCCAAUUCAGACUGUACCCAUCCAGUCCAGGGCUCCUGCUGCCCAAUAUGCGAUGGUUGCCUGUUUGAGGAGAGUAUCUAUAACAACGGCCAGAGUUUCCGUCCAGACAACUGCAGAGAAUGCAACUGCUUUAAUGGCAACAUACUGUGUGUAUCCCGUGAAUGUCCUGAGCUUAGCUGUCAGAGCAGGGUAAGGGACCCAGGCCAGUGCUGUGAAAGAUGCCAAGGUUGCUUGUAUGAAGGCUUUGAAUACAACAGUGGUGAAACAUGGGUCUCCCCAUUGAACCCUUGCAUUAACUGUCAGUGUCAGGAGGGAAUCACUCUGUGUACCGAGAUCCGUUGUCUAACACCAGAUUUCUGCACCAAUCCCGUCAGCCAGCCUGACCAGUGCUGCCCUACAUGCCCUGGUUGUAUGUACAAUGGUAUCAACUAUGAAGAUGGCCAGCAGUUUAGACCGUACAAUGAUCCUUGUGAGCUGUGCUUUUGUGAGCGUGGUAGUCUGGUGUGUCUACGUGAGACGUGCCAAGCUUUGCUGGAUUGCCCUCCAACGAUGGUCCAACCCGCACAGCCUGGAGAAUGCUGUCCAACGUGUGUAGGAGCACUCACAUCCAGUUGCACUAUUGAUAAUGUUGGUACCAUCAUGCGGCCCUACGGUGAUCCCUGCCUCACAUGUGAAUGCAAGAAUAUUUCGCAAUGGGAGUGUUUUUCUGAUAUGUGUCCAAUGUUGAUGUGCCCACGGUCUGAGCAAGAGACUACACCGGGUCAAUGCUGCCCUCGUUGUCAGCGUUGUCAUCUUGAAACUGGUGAGGUUUACUUUGAUGGCCAGACCUGGAACCAAGACAACAACAUGUGUAUUACUUGCACCUGUGAUGGAGGAGCCAUUGAUUGUCAGUUGAAGACAUGUGAAUCUAUCGUAUGUGAAGAGGGUCAGGAACUGUAUAAGCCAUCAGACCAAUGCUGUUACUCAUGUCGAGCUACCCAGCAGCCGUGUUUCUACUCAGGCCGUCAGUAUGCAGACAGUGAACAGUGGCAGAGAGAUGACUGUACAUCCUGUGUGUGUCUGUUAGGUCAAGUACAAUGCCAGACCUCACGAUGUCCACCACUUACUUGUCAAGCUGAUGAAGUGCCAGCCCUUGAGCCAGGUCAUUGCUGUCCCAAAUGUCUGUCACGCCCUGCAACAUGCAUAGCAUUUGGCGAUCCACACUACCGCACAUUCGACGGCAGACUUAUCCAUUUUCAGGGCACCUGCAAGUACAUCAUGGCCAUGGAUUGCAAAAAUCAAGACUUUAUUGUGGAAGUCAAGAAUGAUGACCGCAAUGCUGCGGGGCGAGUGUCCUGGACACAGGAAGUGACCAUCAUCAUACAAGGGGAGCAAGUGGACCUUGGUCAAAAUGGAAUGGUCAAGGUAAAUGGUGUUGCAGUGCAGCCCCCAUUCCUACAGGAACCCUACUUAUAUGUUGAACAACGUGGAUCUUCCUACUACGUCAAUACAAAUGUUGGCGUACAGGUGUUAUGGGAUGGUAGUAGCUAUGUUGAGGUCAGUGUGCCAGGGUCCUAUGCCAGAGAGACGUGUGGAAUGUGUGGUAACUUCAACUCGUAUCCACAGGAUGACCUGAAAAUGAGAAACGGUCAAACAGCCUCGUCUGAUGCAGCCUUUGGAAACAGUUGGAAGGUUGAGGGAUUCAAUGGUGACGGUUGUGAAGCCAAGGACGUCCAGCCUUGCGACGAGGCUAGCUACCUGGCCCGGAAGCUGGCCAACGCCAAGUGUUCAGUCCUCAAGACCCACCGGUUCUCGCCCUGUCAUGAGCUGGUCUCGCCUGAGCCGUACUUUGCCUCAUGCGUCUAUGACAUGUGUGCCUGUGGUGCCAACGAUGCAUGCUUGUGUGAUGCAUUAGCAGCCUACGCAGCUGAAUGUCGCCAGGCGGGACUCACCUUGAGUUGGAGGAGCGAUGCACUUUGUGCUAUCAACUGCCCAGAGAAUCGUGGCUUUAUGUUUGACGAGUGCGGCCCAGCCUGCCCCAGGACCUGCGCUAACAAGGACAUCCCUAUGGGCGUACUGGAGGAACACUGCAUCCGACCGUGUGUCCCAGGAUGCAACUGUGCUGCCAACAUGGUCCUGCAUGACGGUGGGUGCAUCUCAGCAAGGGACUGCCCAGAAGAUUUCAUCGUCAACGCUACCAUCGUAGAAUCCACCGGUAGAAACUAGUGGCAACGACUCACUCAGUAUUAUCUUGGCUUUCUUUAUAAGUAUUAAUGUUCAUUUAGAAUCAUGUUUUGUCAAUCUUAGCAGUAUUAUCGUAUUUGUGUCAGUUUUUUAAAGGGUGCUUUGAACAAAACUGCCUAUGUGUUUUUAAAUUAUAGAAGUGGUGCUGUAUAUUUUAUCAGGAAUUUCAUUUGAAAGUCUUUAUUUGUAUCACAGUAGAUGUCCUUGUAUUUAAAUCGUGAGUUUAGAUUGUGUUAGGGAGGAUCUCAAAAUUGGGAACACUUUUAAUGGUUAGACAAGAAUAAAGUGUCUAUCUUAAUGCCAUUUAAAAUUAUUUUUUAGGUUUUCAUCACCGCCCCGAUUUUUUAUAUUUAUUUUGUUUUGUAAAGUGUGUAUUUUCUCCAAUAAAAUGUAUUUUUUCAGACAAGUUUCUCACAAAACCUCGGGCAGCUCCGUUUUUCCAACAUCGCAUGGCACAAAUGCAUGUGGCGUGCGUGCCUUACGUGGACACUGGUUCCCACCGCUAGACAUGGCUAGAUAACAGCAAGAACGAUAAUGAGAAGCUAGCGUGGUGCAUGUCCAAAUUAUGCUCGAACAGGUUUCGAAGACUCGAACGUGAAAAAUUGCUGAGGCAACAGCGUUGGAAAUGAUCAAAACUAUGAAAAUCUUUAAUAAAGGUUUAAUAAACAAAACUUGGUCCCCCUUUCUGCAUUUAUAUUUUCUGCUUUCAUGAUUUUUUCGAGGUCUCAAUGUUUUUGUUUGUAGUGACUCAGUGAACUUGAGCGCGCUUUUCUGUGUGACCAUCACCGUGUGCCAGUAAUAAUGUGCCAGUGACAUUAUAAGCCUAUGUCAAUGCUGCAAGACCCACUCAGAACGUUCGAAAUAUGUUUGCGUAUGCCACAAAAUGUUCACUGCCUCAAAAGUAAACAACCGGGCGUUUUUCAUCUUUUCUCAGGAACAGUGUGACAUUAGGUCAGGUUCCUUUCAACCAGACCUUUGAAAUGGGCUAAGUAAAUAAUCUUAAAUAUAAAAACUUCGGCGAAUUCAGGACGAUGUGCCCCUUUAAUAUAACUUUUGCUCUGAUCAUAAAGUGCCAAAUAUACCAUUGGUUUUGUAAGAAAUGGGCAUUUUGUACAUUUCUCUAUAGGAGGUUGCCAGUCUCUAUUUUUAUCUGAAGCUUUUUUACCUUUUCAACUUUGUACUUCCUGUGCAUUUAUAAACAACUUUUAUAAAGAUGUUAUCUAUAUUUCUGGUGCUUUUUACACAAUUUCAAUUAAAAGGUAAUUUAUGUUCCAAGUAAGAUACAAAUUUUAUAUUACAAUUUAUCUGCAAUUAAUAAAAACAUUUGAUGCUUGUCAUUACAACAUAGAUCAUGAACAGCUCUAGUAUAUGUCUUGAUUUGGAGAAGGUUUUCCUCGACUGAGGCUUUUAAUCAAGUUUCCAUGUAUAAAAAGGAGUGAUCACGAAUGGAAAUGUUCAAUACAUUUGCAAAACUUUGAAAUGACAGAAAUGUAAGAUUGCUUCUUUUGGGAGCAUCAAAUAUUUACAUAAAGCAUAAAAAAACAUGAUUUACCAUUUGUUUUUAAUAAUAACUUGACUAUUCAUGACUUACAAUGAAAACAUAUAAUUUCAAAGCAGGGAAUGAUAUCCUUAGCACUGUUAAAGAACAAUAUUGGAGAGGCAAGUUCAAUGUGUUUAAUGUCAGCAACAACUUAUCUAUUUACUACUUGUACUAUUGACUAAACAACCACGAAGAUAAGUUGACGUAUAAAUAUAAAAGACAAUGACGCCAUUUUCUAAUCUACUACCAAAUCACAGUAAUAUCUUGCAACUUUUUCAAGUAAUUUUGGUUGUCUGCGCAACUGAUCUUAUAUGAAACACACUUAGUAUUGACAUGCUUAAACACAAUAAUCUGUAUCUCUUAUUUCCCAUAAAUCAUUUACAGUGAAAUGUCACUUCGGAUAACUUGGCGUGUUGCAUUUUGGGGGACAAAUGCCAAUCAACUGAUAUUGAAGUUUAACAUUACGCAUUUCAAUAACCACUACUGGCCUUGUUUAUAGCUUGUUAUUGAUUUUGGCCCAUAUAUAGAAAAUGUUUUUCAGGAUAAUUCAAGUCCCAUUUAGUGCCUCCUUUUGUUCGAGACGGUAACCACUUGGCAACGCCGUCACGAAGUAGAUGGUCCAUAGUGUUUGGGUAUUUAUUUAAGACACAAACGGUUCUUACUUCUUAAUAAUUUACAGCCAAAACUAACUAGGUGACUGCGCACGGCACCAUUUGACAACACAAGCAGACUGCUGAAUACAUCGAAAAAAGGUAUUAUCAGACUAGAUACCGUAAAUGCCUUGAAUCAUUGGUCACAAAUUGUUCCACAAUAAUUGUCUCCUUUUCCAUGCUAAAAAGGAAAUAUUUCUAUCUUUGUAUCAAGGUCUUUGAAAACAUUCUGAGAUAAAUUGACGAAGACAUUAUAGACGUUUCAAGGCACCUAUAGGAUCAUUUGUUCUUUGUACAAUUUUUCCCGGUUGAAGCAAGAACAUUGCAAAAUUUGCAUAACAACUAUCCUGUCAAGUUUUAGCUCGGUGACGAGUGGAUACUGUACAUUUUGAGAAAACAGAGAAAACGUGCACAGUUUUGGGGUCUCGUAAUAACUGGAUUCCGUUGCUAACACAUACAAAAAUUUGCCCGCGGGCACACUUUCUCAAAUCUCCAAUGGUCGUUUUCUUCCGAAUGAUACCAUUUCAGGUGGAACAAUUUCACAGGGUAUUUGGUACCAGUCCUUUAAGCAUGGAUUUUCCCUUUAAGCAAGGGUUUUCUCGUUAAAUCGUUUGGUACAUUUCCAGGUAAUCGCAAAUGUUCCCAAGUGCCUUUUAAUGUUAAAUGCAGUGAUAAAUCUAAAUAACAGUGGUAAAUCUAUAACAGCUUAGUUUAAAAUUAGUUGAACGAAAGAAGUGAAACAAUACGGUAUUAGGUAUUAAGACCUAAUUGUAAGGGACUUAAGAGAUUGGCCCAUAUGUAUAGUUAUGGGGUUUUUUUGUGAUCGAGGGAGGGGUCAGAGUGAAACAAGAUGUCAAGUUGAAGCUAGCUAUUCAUUUUGUGCUUGUUCGGUUAUUAACCCGCAUUGUCAUCAUAUGUUUGUUUUUUUUUCGAUUCAAUAUUCUAUUAUUAAUGAAAAUGAAUUCAUGUUUUUAGAAUCGAAUGUGUAAACAUUUGUUAUAAACUCAAAGUACAAAACUGCUUUAGGGGCAAUUCUUUAUAUUGCUUACCCGUCGGUGCGCUAAAUGUAGUAUUUACUUUUUGCGAGUACAGCUGACAUAUGUCGCUGAUGUCUCCUUGAAUUUAAAAUAGAUAUGCGUUGUGGAAAUAUUAUUUCGUGUCAUUUUGAGUGGAAAGAUGUCUUGUAGUGUAUUAUAACGAACCAUUGGUGCUAAAAAGUAAAAGAUUUAGAAAUACCGUACGUUUUGCAUGAAAAACGGUCAUUACUAUUUAUUGUAACCUAUUAAAAUGCAUGCUUAGAAGAAUGAGUUGACGAGAUAUUAGGCUUGGGUUUUCUUUUGAAUUAUUGAAACGUUUUAACUUACUGAUUAAGUAUUUAACAGAAUUGUAAGCGAGAUGAUAAUGUAAUUGAUCCUAGGAUAGUAGGUGUAUAAAAGUGUGCGACUCGAGAUUUUGAGAUUUCCUUUGGAGGAAUUUGCUGACGCCAUUAAAAUGUGGAAAAAAUCGUGGUUUUGUAAAAGGUUUUGUUUAUUUUGGCUUUUUAAAUUUGAAGUAUGCAAUUAUUAUAGUUAAUAUAGUGUAAUUUAUAAAAAAAAAACGAAAAAAAAAAAAAAAAACCACAAUUCCAUGUCGAUAGAUGGUCCGUAGUAUGAUCAAAUGCAAACUUGUACCACAUUUCUUCGUGCCAUAGAUCUUUGUUUUGUUAAUUUGGAUAACUUAAUUAAACGACAGAUGAACAUUGAUAAA
Molecule: messenger RNA, 14714 nt
Organism: Patiria miniata (bat star)
Lineage: Eukaryota; Metazoa; Echinodermata; Asteroidea; Valvatida; Asterinidae
Product: kielin/chordin-like protein
Exons: 71
Coding region: 264-10760 (3498 amino acids)
Molecular function (GO): oxidoreductase activity; protein binding; serine-type endopeptidase inhibitor activity
Source: RefSeq, a predicted model, not a curated record